This is a messenger RNA of Zea mays, 1426 nucleotides long. RefSeq lists its product as uncharacterized. NCBI's taxonomy places the organism in Eukaryota, Viridiplantae, Streptophyta, Magnoliopsida, Poales, Poaceae. The transcript has 10 exons. The record is from RefSeq and is marked validated. The coding region runs from base 52 to 1047 and encodes 331 amino acids.
CAAGAGUUGAUCCACCCAGGCCAGGCACCCGCCCGUCCCCCGGCGGCGGAGAUGGCGAGGAACGAGACGGCGGCCGCGGCCGCGCCGGGCGUCGACUUCCACCUUCCCGACGAGAUCCUGGCCGUGAUCCCCACCGACCCGUACGAGCAGCUGGACGUGGCGCGCAAGAUCACCUCCAUGGCCAUCGCCUCCCGCGUCUCCCGCCUCGAGGCCGACGCUGCGCGCCUCCGCCGUGACCUCGCCGACCGUGACCGCGCCGAGGCCGACCUCCGCGCCUGCCUCGCCGACUCCGACGCGCGCCUUGCCACCGCUCUCGACGAGAACGCGAAGCUGGCGAAGGAAAGGGACUCGCUCGCGGCGACGGUCAAAAAGCUGACCAGGAAUUUGGCGAAGUUGGAGGCUUUUAAGAAACAAUUGAUGAAAUCAUUGAGUGAAGAUAAUCUAUUGCAACUGUCUGAAACCAGUCAAGAUCACAACGCAGAAGAUUUGACAGCUCGAGUCCCAUUUUGGAAAGAUGAAGUUUCGAGCAGUAACACUUCUUCAGAUGCCUCCAGCAGAUCUACAAUUACUGAAUCCGUCCAUGACGGAGGAUACCAGUUCUCGAUCACACCAUAUAUGCCUCCAAAAUUAACUCCUGGCUCAACAACUAUGAUUUCGUCCUCUAGUGGUUCUCCCCGAGCUUAUUCAACUGGCCCACCCUCUCCCAAGUUCUUAUCUGGUCCGACUUCACCUGCAAAAGCUCGAUCUGAGGGCCAAUUGGCAUUUUCAUCAUGGCAAGGAUCAUCAAGUCAUCAGUAUUCAGCACCUACCUCUCCUCCCCAACGCCGCUCAUUCACAGGGCGACCACGUAUAGAUGGGAAGGAAUUCUUCCGACAAGCACGGACAAGACUUUCGUAUGAGCAAUUUGGAGCAUUUUUGGCCAAUAUCAAGGAGUUCAAUGCUCAGAAACAAUCACGGGAGGACACCCUGUCAAAAGCAGAAGAGAUUUUUGGAACAGAACACAAUGAUCUGUACAUUUCUUUCCAGAAUAUGCUUAACCGAAACUAAUCAUGAAAAUUUGUCAGAAGUAGUAUUUUCUCUCAAAAUCAAGCAGGGUAGAUUCUGUUGGAAUAAACGAUGCCCUUCCGUAGGUUCUCAAGAUCACAUUGUAGAGAUAUGUAUAUAGGCCACCUUAAUUCGAGGUGUUCCUUCUCAAUAAUUUGGAGCUGUGACUUAAAAGCGGAAAUCGCAUAGCAUACAUUCACUCAUUCCCUGAAAUUCAAGGCUUCCUGCUUGUCUUUCUGCUGUAAAUCCGGAUGCAGAUCUCUUGAGCUAUUAAGGUGCCUUCCCUAGUUCCCUUUGUAGAAAGCUGUAUAAAACUGCCCUUUGCCGUUCUUCUAACUGCCAAGGGUACACGGAAUGGAUAUAUGAUCACGGUGCAUUCGUU